CAUCAACUUACAGACGAUUCAGUCAUGCAACAAGGGAUUUAAAUGUUGUACUAUGAUACAUAAACCAAAGCGUGGUUAACCUUUUUGUAUUUUUACUUUUAUAAUAGCUGAGCAUUCUAGACGUACGUCGCCAUGAAAGAAGAUUGGAAUAUCGACAGGUACAGAAACAAAUUUGAACCUGAUGAGCAAUGGGAGCUGAAAAGAAAAUUCAUUGAAACACACAAGCAUCGUUUUCCAAAAGAACGUGUAGUCUGUCUUGCCCAGGUUCUUGUGAACAUGGAAUUUUUGGGAGCAAAGUACCCUGUUGAAACUAUGAAAACUGUUAUGGAACUAUCAAAGAAUAUUAUAGAAGGCUUUAGAGAAAAACAAAAAGCAAGACUUCAAAGGACAUUUGUGGAAGCCUCUGAUGCAGCAAGUUCCAAAGUCAAAGGCUUUCGACAUGCAACUACGUCCAAAUGUCAAAUCGAAAAGAAUACUGCAGAGUCAAAUGCAAGAUAUUUCAUGGGCGCCAUUUUAUCCAGUAAUUUGAAAAAUAUCUCUGGCAAUGACAAUAAUGAGUUAAGUGAGAGAGAUACUACUCAACUGAAUCCGCCCUCAGCAGCUUAUAUCGAGAAUGGCAAUAAUGUAGAAUCAUCCAAGAAGAGAAAAAGAAAAAAAGAAACUCGUGCCACCGAAAAACUUUCUCUUAAGAAUGCUGAAAAUUAUGAGUGUACGAUAACUCAGAAUGAUUCACAAACUUACGAAGAACACGAGGCGUUUGUUCAACCAGCUUCCAAGAAACGGACAUGGGAAAAAGAUGAGGAUGUAGGACCCAGGAUACCAAAUUUUGUAAUAAUUAUGCCAGAUAUCCAAAGAAAAAAAAUCACAAAACAUGCCAAAAACAAAGCUAACUCGGUACCAAGUUAUCGGAUAAUAAUUGAAACUUCGGCUCGUUUAUCCUCAGUUGACCUUAAAGUCAAGAAUUUUUUUUUUAAACAACAAGGACAGUGGCAAUCAGUGCUGUAUAUAGGUGGCAGAAAGAUCGUAUCUUCGUAUCACGAAAACGAAAAGAUGUCGCAGAGAGGCGUCUACGAACUGGCGUUUCCUAUUUUGGAAAAAACACAUUAUCAGAUGAUCAUUACUGAUACAAUCUGCAUUUCAAUCGACCACUUCAUAGCGCUGGAGGAAGACAUCAGACAAGCUCGAACGGAAAACUCAGUGAGGACCACCAUAACAAAGGACGUCAUGGAAGGAAAACAUUUAUCCACAAAUAGCGCCUUCGAGGUCUUGUCCAAAGAAGAAAGUAUUGCAGCGCAACCCGUUAACUGUGCCGCUGCUAUGAAAAUGAUGAAGAAGAUGGGGUGGAGUGAGGGGACCGGACUUGGUGCAAAGAAACAAGGGAUUGUGGAACCUAUAAAAUCUGAUGUGAUUGUCGGCAGAAAAGGCAUUGGAUAUGAUGGCUCUGGAGGCAAAAAUUCAUUUGUCAAGCUAAUUCGCCGUUACCUAAACAAUUAUAUGAACAGUUUUUCUGUGCACACCAUCAUUUUUUCCAACGAGUUUUCUACUGACCAAAGAAAACGAAUUCAUUUAAUUGCCCAUAAAUUGAAAUUGCAUUCAUCGAGUAUUGGAAGAGAACCCAAUCGCCAACUGACCGUUCGCCGAUCGCGUAGAAAACGGCCUCUCGUUGAACUUCUCAAUGAGUUGAUUGAAUCCCAAGGAGAAGAUCCCCUUUUUGAAAAAAUGUAUCUAAUUCCUCCAACGGAAUAGGGGCGACAACAACACAUCGUCUACUUCCAGUAGAAGGUCUAGUAAACCACACUCGUAAACGGAAAACAACUUUGAAAACAAACCCAACAAACUUGGAAAAAAAACAUUGAAUCGUUCAAUCUUGUAUUGAAUCUUGGUAAGAAUCAAACCAUAGACCUUAUAAUUGAGAAGCAGAUGCCGUACCGAUCCAGCUUCUGACACACUAAGCUUCUACAUUGACAUUUAAUGGCCGGGAACGCGACAUUGGACCACCCGACAGUAGCCCACGAGGGUAAACCGACACUAGUCCACCCCGACAGCAGCCCCCCUCCCUACACCAACCCAGUCCGACAGUAGUAAAAAAAUCGAACUAAAAAAAAAACCAAUGAAAUAAGCCCGACUUUUUCUUUAAAAUAUGAAAUUGAACAAGGAUCAUAAAAAUCAACUUAGUUUUUCCGUGGA
Molecule: messenger RNA, 2187 nt
Organism: Daphnia magna
Lineage: Eukaryota; Metazoa; Arthropoda; Branchiopoda; Diplostraca; Daphniidae
Exons: 9
Coding region: 133-1746 (537 amino acids)
Molecular function (GO): nucleic acid binding
Source: RefSeq, a predicted model, not a curated record